Messenger RNA from Carya illinoinensis, 1250 nucleotides. RefSeq names its product auxin-induced protein AUX28-like. NCBI's taxonomy places the organism in Eukaryota, Viridiplantae, Streptophyta, Magnoliopsida, Fagales, Juglandaceae. Gene Ontology annotation, molecular function: protein binding. Gene Ontology annotation, cellular component: nucleus. Bases 161 to 859 code for a protein of 232 amino acids. The transcript is spliced from 5 exons. The record is from RefSeq and is a predicted model, not a curated record. Gene Ontology annotation, biological process: regulation of DNA-templated transcription.
ACGCAACAUCCUUCCCUCCCUAGCUAGCUAACGUCCCCCAACACCCCACUAUUAUUAUCACAAGAAACAAAGCACUGAAUGCUUUGAGAGAGAGAGAGAGAGAGAGAGAGAGAGAGAGUUCUAGACAAAUAAAGACAAGGAUUUUUAGAGAGUGGAAUUCAUGGAAAUUGGGUCAGAGGAGGAGAAGAUGGGAUUCGAGGAAACUGAGCUGAGGCUAGGAUUGCCAGGAAAUGGAGGAAGUACUGAAGGAGAGGUGGCGAGGAAGAGAGGUUUCUCUGAGACUGAGGCUACAACUAUGGAUUUGAAGCUUAAACUUUCUUCCAAGGACGCGGGGAUGGAUCUGAAUGAGAAGGCGAAGAACCUAAAGAAGGAGAAGAACCUUCUCACCGCUGAUCCAGCCAAGCAUCAUGCUAAGGCACAAGUGGUGGGUUGGCCACCAGUCCGAUCAUUCAGAAAGAAUAUGCUAGCUGUCCAAAAGGGCAGCACCGAAGAGAGUGACAACAAGGCGAGUGGCAAUGCUGCCUUUGUGAAGGUUAGCGUGGAUGGUGCACCUUAUCUUCGUAAGGUAGACUUAAAGACGUACCAAAGUUACCAAGAGCUCUCGGAUGCCUUAGGAAAAAUGUUCAGCUCCUUCACUAUAGGAAUGAAGGAUUUCAUGAAUGAGAGCAAGUUGAUGGAUGUUUUGAACAGCUCUGAUUACGUUCCAACGUAUGAGGACAAGGUCGGUGACUGGAUGCUCGUUGGUGAUGUCCCAUGGGAGAUGUUUGUUGAUACAUGCAAGCGUUUGCGCAUCAUGAAGGGAAAGGAGGCGAUUGGACUCGCGCCAAGAGCCAUGGAGAAAUGCAGCAACAGAAGCUAAACUAGUAAGCUCCACAACGGCCUGCUCCUUUGAUCUGGUCGCAAAGAUCAUAAGUGCAAAUUAAAACCAAAUCAACGGUACCCAAAAGCGCGCAGAUGGAUUGAGCAGGAUGCAUGGGGAGUGAUGUUUUCUGAAUAGUUUGAUAUAUAAUUAAGUAUUAGUGUGAGAUUUGAUGAUCUAUAUUUAUUCAUAUAUUUAAGUAUAUGUCGUGGACAAAAACCAUAACAGCUAGCUCUUAUAUAUGUUCCAAGAGAGUACUUGACCUUGUCUUGCUUGUUUGGUUUCAAAUUUACGUGGCUUGCUUGUUUAAUUUAUAGCAGUGCAAGUGUAAUAAUGUACGGCAUGCUUGAAACAGUUAUAUUUUUAUAUAAUAUGUCUGCUCUUUUAUUAA